CAGAAAGGGGCAUUGAGUAUGCAGCUGACGAGAGAAGGCAGUGUGCUUGAGCCGAGAUAGUUCAGCUCUUGCGCCAAGACUGACGAAUCCGUCGCUCGUUGUCGCCACCACCAUCAUAAAUAUCUCGGAAAUCGCCCUCCUUUCUCUUGUCCUUUCGCCUUGACUCUAGCAUUAAGCCACGCACUAUUAUGGAAUCCUCACGAAGAGCUGAUGUCAUUGUCAUUGGCGCCGGUCUCUCCGGCCUGACAGCCGCGUCAGAACUACACCAAAAGGGCAUCGACGUUAUUGUCCUGGAAGCAUCAUCCAGAGUGGGCGGCAGAGUAUAUUCAACGACAAGCAAACUCGGCUCAAAGCUGGACCUGGGUGGCCACUGGAUUGGCCAUGAUCACCACCAUCUCACAGCGUUGAUCGAAAAGGCGGGUGGCACAAUAUACAAGACUUUUACUCGAGGCUUGCCCAAGAUUGUUCACGCCAAGAGAGUCAUCCCCAUAUACUCUCCAUCUGCGCUUCUCUCUUUGAUCUAUCUUGCCUUCAUUGAGAUUCUGGUAAAGAUUCACAUUCCCAAGAGAUGGGCCCAUGUCACGGUAGACACAGCCAUCAAUUAUUGUGUCCCCUUCGAGACUGCUCGUCUCUUGCUGUCCAUCCUCGCGACCGUCACAACCACAGCGGAUUUGAAGCGGUUCUCAAUGUACAGUCUCGGGAAAAUGAUGUCUCUGUCCGGUGGUCUCAUGACGAUGAUGGAAACCAAUGGUGGCGCGCAAGACAGCCUGGUAACAGAAUCCAUCGGUAUUUCGACAUCCAUGAUAGAAAACCAACUUUCCGGCAGAAUCCUAACAGAUAUGGCGGUUUCAAACAUUUUUCAAGAGGACAAGGCAGUUCUUGUCAAGGUAGCAUCAGGACAGACCUUCACAGCAUCAAAGGCCAUCAUCACUAUCCCACCGCCCAUGCUGAAGUCUGUCACGUUCGAGCCAGCCUUGCCAGAUGACCGCAUUGCCCUGCAAGAUAAUCUGCAAAUGGGCAUCGUUUAUAAGUCAAUCGCCGUGUUUGAGCAGCCGUUCUGGCGCGAUGGGUUUGGAGGGGAGAUUAUCGUGCUGGAUGACCCUGCUUGUGGCGUGUUCGACACGUCGCCGCCUGAUGGACCAGGCCACCUAUGCUUCCUCGUUACGGGACCACCAGCACGCCAGCUUGAUUCGCUAGAAGUUAAUGAUAGGCGUGAUCUCUUGCUUUCGCGACUCGAGCCAUACCUCGGUCACCAGGUGCUUAAGCCUGCUGACUGGCUCGAGAAAUCCUGGCAAACGGACGAGUUCUGCGGUGGUGGUUAUAUGGCGUUCCCACUUGCCGGCACUACUGCUUGUCAGUUGCCUUUGCCUCAUGAGCCAAUUGGAAACCUACACUGGGCUGGAACGGAAACGGCACAGGAACACCCUGGUUAUAUUGAAGGAGCCAUUCAGUCUGGCAUGCGUGCUGCGUCAGAAGUUGUAGAGACUAUACGCUCUACAAAGUGAGAGAUUAUGGAACGUAAAUUUGAUAUUAUUUACCAUUGUAAUACUAUUAUUUUUAAAUCAUCUUGAUCUUUAUUUAUAUUUUAUGAGAAUUAUUUGAAGCACGUGCAAUUAUAUAUAACGUGGUUCACGGGCGAGCGCCGCACACGGGCGAGCGCUGCACCCAAAAACACAUACAAAUUAAUACAAUUUUAAUUCUACUAUAAAUUCCAACUAAAAUAUAUAAAUA
Molecule: messenger RNA, 1731 nt
Organism: [Torrubiella] hemipterigena
Lineage: Eukaryota; Fungi; Ascomycota; Sordariomycetes; Hypocreales; Clavicipitaceae
Source: the annotation of a GenBank genome assembly